CCUUCCCGUGCACGUUCCUAUCUUACGUCCGUGAUGGCGGCUGUGCCUGAUAUGUCCCACCUCACCCCCGAGGAGAGGAGCACCAUCGAGGAGGUUAUGAUAAGGCAGAGGCAGGAGGAGGAGAAGGAGAAUGAGAUUAUGAGACGAAAGCAGGACGAGGUGAAGAUCCUCGAGGAGAAGAUACGGACCUGCUCGGAGUGGCACAAGAAGGCGGGAGUGGAGCUGCACGCCACGUGUCACAUAUGCAUGAAAACCAAGUUCGCCGCCGGCGCCGGCCACACCUGCAACUACUGCAGCAUCCGGUGCUGCGCACGCUGCGGCGGAAAGGUCAAUCUACGGUCGAACAAGGUAAUAUGGGUGUGCAUCCUCUGCCGCAAGAAGCAAGAGCUCGUGUCGAGGACCGGAGAAUGGAUGACGAAGGCGAGCCUCAGCACCGCGGACAACGCGAUGCUGCGACAGAUGCAGGACAUGCAGGUGGGUGUUCCUCCGGGACUCGUGGACCAAACUCAGGAUAAAAGACUGAAACUCGAGAGGGCGCACAGCGCCGCUGAGAAGGAGAAUCUGCCCUUGUUACAAAGGAGCGAGAGCCUGCUCAGAAGACAGUACUCGCAGCAAGAGCAAGUACCAGUCCGCCCAAAGUCCACAAGCGAUAGAGUGGACGUGUCCGUGUCCCCUCACGCGAGGACGUUGCCAACGCCUCACGGGCCGCCCACGCAUCAGACGCAGCAACCGCCCCGGCAUCCGGACGCGUACGCCGAGGAUGACCCGAACCUGUACAGGGGCGAGAUCGACGGUCUCAUGAAACAGCAGAAUUAUCAACGGCAACGACCGAUUUACCCGGACCAGAACACGGAUCUCGCGAUGACAUAUGGCCAAUCAACGGUGGAACCUGGCCCACCACUCUCCGCGGUCCAUCCUCCACAACAGCACUCGGUGCAUCAGAUGCAGAGCGCGCGUCCCCCACAAUCCGUGGGCGGCGUACAGGGCGGUCUUCAGCCACAAAGGAGCUUCAGCAGCAGCGAGGAGGAGCGAAGCACACCCGAGUGUGCCAGCGACGAGCCUGACGAGUCCGAGAAGGAGUUAUACGACGCGAGGCGCGAGAAACCUUCGGUUUUAGUGACCUCGCCCGGCUCGCCGGACCUGCACGGCCAGGGACGCGCCAGACACCUCAGACACCCGACAGGAAGCAUCGGCGGCAGCCUGCAGGUGAAGGUGGGCUACGACCACGUCGCGCUGCAGCUGAUCGUCACGCUGUUCUGCGCCUCCGGGCUUAUACCAAGGAGCAACGGGCAACCUAGGAAUCCGUAUGCGAAGAUCUUUUUGCUUCCGGAUAAGAGCGAGAAGUCGAAAAGACGCACGAAAACGCUGGCGAACACGAACGAUCCACGGUGGGACCAGACGUUCGUCUACAACGGGAUCAGGUCGACGGAGCUGAGGAAGCGCGCGUUGGAGAUCACGGUGUGGGACUACAGGAACUACGACCCUAACGAUUUCCUCGGCGAGGCUGUGCUGGAGCUGGGCUCGGCCCGGCUGAACGAAGAACCCGAAUGGCACCCGUUGAUGAACCACGGGGAACACUGGCACGUGCAUGGAUACUAUCAGGAGACCGAUGACAUGGUGAUACCGGACCGGCAUCGGAGCCCACCGUCGACGACGUCGCGGCUCAGCGACUCUGACACUUCCGACUGCGACGUCUCCAGGGAGCAAAGGAGAACAGCUGACGGUGCCAGUAUAAGCAGUAUCGGCAGUUCCUCCAGGUUUCAUAAUAUGCCGUCAAAUUAUAAGCGCCACUAUUCUAGCCCCCCGCCGGAAAGGGAGCUGUGCGUCGACGGGGAGCACCGGAGCCGAAGGGACAUGUCGCCGCAGGGGCGUAAACGGGCCGCCCUCAUGAUCCGCGAGCAACCCGCGUCUAUUUCUGGUUAUGCAGCCUAUCGCAAGGACGAUAUUCACCGAGGAAUGAUGGGGCACAGGUCGCAGAGCGCGGCGCCGAUGGACCCGUCGAGCAUCCGGUACCGUGGCAGGUCUCAGAGUCCCACCGGUCAUCGCUCCCUGUCUCCGCCGGAACACAGAUCCAUGCCCUAUUCGCACGGCUACGUAUCGACCAGGUUCGCCUCGAGGUCGGCGACAGCCACUCCUACCGGCUCGCCGAAGAAACGACAGCUGCCGAUGAUACCGGCACCGCAGAAGGACAGGAUGGACCAGGACCUCGAAGAGAGGGCUAGAUUCAUGAGGCACCAUAGCAGACAGGUGCACACGGCGUAUAGCGCGGGCAUGGGAGGUUGGGAAAGACACUGUAGCGGUCAGUCGGACUCGGAUCUGCCCUCGGUGGGCCACGAUCCGUUGCCGCUGCAGCACGGCUAUCCCUACCGAAUGCACAGCACGCGUAGGGGACACUUGAGCCCCGAGAAAGACGUACUCGGUGAUCACGGUGACUCCGAUAUGGAGAGCGUAGCCUCCGUGACGAGUAGUGCCUUCAGUACGCAAUCGGAACGACCACGUGCCUCCAGGGGACUAAUCGAGUACACCGGCCAGUCCGGAUCGUACGAGAAGGCGUCCAGAGGACAGGGGGCCGAGAACGAGGCCGACGAGCACGGGAAACGGAGCCAGUUCGCCAGAAGCCUCAGCAACACCGACGCGCCACAGGACGAGAAAGUCGACGGUAGCUUGAGCGACACGGCGAUCGGUUUGAACGUCGAGGACUCCUCGAGGAGGGGUCGUAAGAGCUCGCCGGGCAGUAAGAGCGGAAGCGGAAGCAGCGGCGGCGGCGGCAGCACCACGCAGUAUCAGUCCGGUCUCGGGAAGAAGAGCAGCAGCACCAGCCAGCUGUCCGCCACAGGUGGUACAUGCGUGGGCGACGAAGGACGAAAACGGAGGCUAGGAUUCGGGAAGAAGGGCAAGUCCUCCUUUACAGUUCAUAGGAGCGAGGAGGUGUUGCCGGAGGACACUGCCAGCGGGAGGAGCGGACGUCAGCCGAGCUCCGCGAGCAGCGACGGCGAGGGUAGCGGCGACGGGGACAGUUGGUCUCCGAGUCUGCGAAUGGCAGGCGAAACCGGCCAGCUGAGAGACUUCAUCGAAGAUCUCGGCCCCGGGCAAGUGGUCGGACGACAGGCACUCGGUGCACGGUGUCUGGGCGCGAUUCAGCUCUCGCUCACGCAGAAGAAGGGCUACCUUGAAGUGGAGGUGAUACGUGCCAGAGAUCUGAAACCGAAACAGGGCAGCAAAGCGAUACCAGCACCCUACGUGAAAGUCUACCUGGUCAAUGGGAAGAAGUGCAUCGCGAAAGUGAAAACGUCAACGGCCAGGAAAACGUUGGACCCGUUCUACCAGCAGCCGUUGACCUUCAGGGAAAACUGUCAGGGUUGCAUACUGCAGGUGGCAGUGUGGGGAGAUUACGGCCGAUUAGAAGGGAAAAAAGUGUGCAUGGGUAUCGCGCAGAUCGUGUUGGACGAACUGAACCUGAAUGAGAUGGUGUUCGGGUGGUACAAGCUGUUCGGCAACAUAUCCCUGGUCAGUAGACCUCCAUCCCAAGCUUUGUCCCGUCGAUCCUCGGCCACGUCCCUAGACUCCUAUAAGACUUAAGCAAAACGUUCAAGUAUCUCUCUUUACGCGUAAACGAGUCCUACCAAAGAUUUCGCUUUUCCAAUAUAUCGAGAUAUAAAGAAAGAAAAAGAGACAUCCGACAGGAACGAUCGAUGUUCAGCCUUGAUUAUUAUGAGAUUCUCGUUCGUUUUCAGAUUAACAGAAUAUUAUCCCCUAUAUAUUUAUUAAUCUGCAUAAGGAAACAAACGAAUUCUUUCUAGCGUCAUCUUAAGAAACGUAACAGUAAGUUCUAAACGUUCGAGUUUUCCGCGAUCCGUGUCCGUUCCAGAAAUCCCCCAUCAAGUCUUUGUCGUUUACCGAUGAGAAAAGAAAAGAAAAGAAAGAAAUGACCAAAAAAAAAGAAAAAAUAACAAACAGAAAAAGAAAGAAAGAAAGAGAAUUGUCCCUUGCCAAUGAUUGUUCAGCAUUGUUUACCAUAAAAAAAAUCGGAUAGCAGUAUUACCCGGGGGUCGAUCGUUUAGCGGUGCGCGUCGGAAUCUGGCACGCGCGGUCGCGCUGUUGGACGAGACAAGAAAAGUGUGUUUUAUUUGCAAGGUGACCGCGAGAAUGGGAAAAGUGUGAAAGGUCGUACGAGAGGACAUGUCUUUCUAGAAAACACCACUAGCACAUCACAUAUCAUGUACGGCAUAUCAGAUGAGCCACUAGUCUGUAUGUAGACUAGAUGUAGAACAUAGCGGCCAUGUUCCCGAAUCGCCAGAUAGCUUUAGUGAAACCAAUACAGCGGCACUCGAUGCGAGAUCGAUGCGAACUCCAACGUGGUGUGCAGUGAGAAAGGCGUGACGUGCAGGUGUGGGACAACGCGUGUCCAUCCCCGGGCGUCACGGGACCCGGUGAACCCAGUGAAGUGGUGAAGUUGUUCCCGGAAGUUCAGUGAGAUUGGUCGCGAGCCAAACUCCAAGAACGAAUUAUUAUCACGAGAUUCACGACGAACAGGGACGUUCGAGCAAACGUAAUUUGUACAUAAAUCUAGGACACUCGAGCUGUGCCAGGCUACCAAGUGAACAAUUUUCAUCGGCGAUGAUACACGAGAAAAUAGAAGAGAAACGAACGAUAAACCUGCGAACUAUUUCGUCGAAGUUUUUAGCCAAGGAACAUGUCAUCGUCGAAGCGUAUAUUAUAUUAUUGUAAAUAUUAAAAACAAUUAUAUAUAUAAUUAUAUAUAUAUAAUUUAUAUGUAUAUACAUAUACGUAUGUGUAUAUAUAUAAACGUAAUUAUAUAUGCAUAUAAAUAUAUAUAUAUAUAUAUAUGUAUAUAUAUACACAUAUAUAUAUGAAUUCGCGAUACGUAUUGCGCGCAGGUGUUUAAAUGAACAAUUGCCUUGACCGUCGCGUUCUCGGUCGCCAUGUUGCCGCGCGUCUUCGAUUCACGCUUCGAAUCUUUAUCGAUUUUUACUAGCUGCGAUCGAUGGAAAAACAAAAUGAACCGGAAAGGGAGAAAUUUUGCCCGAGUCGAUACCGAUUUACCAGGUGAAUUCGAGCCACGCCACCGGAAGUCGCGCGGCAACGGCGCCAACCGUCGAACGUAUAUCGU
This is a messenger RNA of Nomia melanderi (Alkali bee), 5131 nucleotides long. NCBI's taxonomy places the organism in Eukaryota, Metazoa, Arthropoda, Insecta, Hymenoptera, Halictidae. The record is from RefSeq and is a predicted model, not a curated record.